UAAGGUUUUUAAGGAUCGACAGGCAUUAGGUAAUCAUAUUAAAACACAUUUAGAUGAUAGUAAUGAUGAUUUACCUUUGUUAGAUCAACCAAUUCGCAGAAUUUUUUUAAUUGAAACAACCCGAAUUUUAAAUGAAAAAAAUAUAUUUGAAAGACAAACCAUGCCUGAAAGAAUGGAAACAACUUCUUUUGAUGUAGAUAAAUCUAUUGAAGAACAAGACAUCGAUAUUCUAUCCUCUAAUUGCACAAGUGAACCUCAAGGCAGUGAUCCAUCUGACGAAGAAUAUACAGCAUCUGAUCUGUCAGACAUGACAGAAGUUAAUGCUGAUGAUUGU
Messenger RNA from Funneliformis caledonium, 334 nucleotides. The record is from the annotation of a GenBank genome assembly. NCBI's taxonomy places the organism in Eukaryota, Fungi, Glomeromycota, Glomeromycetes, Glomerales, Glomeraceae.